UAGUGGUACAUCUGAAGAUGUUCACUGAAAUCUAUUUAGUAUUGAAAUUUAGUUGAACGUAAUUAGUGUCGACCUUUUCUUCUGCUAUAUGAAGUAGUUUAAGAUGACGUCAAGACUAUAUAAAAUUGGCAUAACAACCCUAAGCGCUGUGGUAGGAGGUGCGUUAGCCACAUGGACGUUUGAACACAGAAAUUCUGCAUAUCAGGUCAAUAACGCUAUGGUAAGACCGCCUAAAAGAAAACGUACACUUCCCGCUCGUGCAGAGCAAAUAAAAUCCCUACAAAGUGGAGAUGAAUAUGAUAUUCUAAUUAUUGGAGGUGGUGCUACAGGUGCUGGGUGUGCUUUAGAUGCCGUAACAAGAGGGCUUAAAACAGCCAUGGUGGAGGCUGAUGACUUCGCUAGUGGAACGUCAUCCCGAUCUACUAAGCUUAUACAUGGAGGUGUUCGAUAUCUACAGAAGGCUAUACUUGGUCUGGAUUUUGAACAAUAUCGUAUGGUAAAAGAAGCUCUACAAGAACGUGCUGCCAUGCUUGAAGCAGCGCCUCAUUUAGCACAUCCAUUGCCUAUUAUGUUGCCAGUCUAUCAGUGGUGGCAAGUUCCUUACUACUGGGUUGGAAUUAAAUGUUACGAUCUUGUAGCCGGUGAUAGAAAUGUUAAAAGUUCUUACUAUUUAUCGAAAAAGGAUGCUUUAGAGCUAUUUCCAAUGUUGAAAAAAGAUAAGCUAUGUGGAGCUAUUGUUUAUUAUGAUGGCCAGCAAGAUGAUGCUAGAAUGUGUUUGGCUGUAUCAUUAACAGCUGCAAGACACGGAGCUACUGUGUGCAAUCACGUUGAAGUGAUGGAGCUUUUGAAGAAAGAUGAUGGUACUGGAAAAAAAGUUUUGUGUGGUGCAAAAGUGAAAGAUCAUAUAUCUGGCAAAGAGUUUACAGUUAAAGCAAAGUGCAUUGUGAAUGCAACUGGGCCUUUUACUGAUGCUAUACGUAAAAUGGAUGACCCGGAUGUCAAAAUUAUUUGUUCUCCAAGUUCUGGAGUACAUAUCGUGCUCCCUGGCUAUUAUAGUCCAGAUCAAAUGGGUUUGCUGGAUCCUUCUACAUCCGAUGGUCGAGUAAUUUUCUUUUUGCCAUGGCAAAGGCAAACAAUUGCAGGUACAACGGAUUUGCCCUGCGAGAUAACGCAUAAUCCCAAACCAACUGAAGAUGAAAUUCAAUUUAUUCUAAGUGAAAUUAAAAAUUACUUAAAUGCUGAUGUUGAAGUUCGACGUGGUGAUGUUUUAUCAGCAUGGAGUGGUAUUAGACCCUUAGUAUCGGAUCCUAAUAAGGAUGAUACACAAUCAUUAGCUAGAAAUCAUAUUGUUCAUGUAAGCAAAUCAAAUCUUGUUACAAUUGCUGGGGGCAAAUGGACUACUUAUAGAGCUAUGGCAGAGCAUACAAUAGAUGCUGCUAUUAAAGCGUGUAAUCUAAAACCAGAAAGAUCAGAUGCUGUAACUUCACUUUUAAAAAUAGAAGGUGGUCAAGGAUGGACUCCCACAAUGUAUAUUCGCUUAGUGCAAGAUUUUGGUUUAGAAUGUGAGGUUGCUCAACAUUUAGCUAAAUCUUACGGAGAUCGGGCCUUUGCAGUUUCAAAAAUGGCUUCACUUACUGGUAAACGUUGGCCAAUUAUUGGUAAUAGAAUACAUCCAGAAUUUCCUUAUAUUGAUGCUGAAAUUCGUUAUGGCGUUCGCGAAUAUGCUUGUAAUGCGGUUGAUAUGAUUGCUAGACGUUUACGUUUGGCCUUUUUAAACGUACAAGCUGCUUCUGAAGCACUACCUGUUAUUGUUGAUAUAAUGGGUGAAGAAUUGAAGUGGAGCAAGGACGAAAAAGAGAAACAAAUUAAAGUAGCACAGGAAUUUUUGGCAAAUGAAAUGGGUCAAAUGGUUAAUAGAGCAUCGAAAGAGAGAAUUCCCAUCAAAUUAUCGCAAGAAGAAAUACAAACGUAUAUUAAACGCUUCCAACUUAUCGAUAAGGAUAAGAAAGGAUAUGUUUCCAUUAAUGAUAUUCGUAGAGCAUUGAAGAAUUUUGGCGAUGGCGAUGUAUCUGGGGAGCAAUUGCAUGAAAUUUUGAGGGAAAUCGACACAAACAUGAAUGGACAAGUCGAAUUAGACGAAUACUUACAAAUGAUGUCGGCUAUAAAAACUGGAGAUGUUGCAUAUUCUCGUUUUGCCCGUAUGGCUGAACUCGAAGAACAAAAACAUGAGGCUGCUCAAUUAAAACAAAAAAUAAGCGUUGAUCGAUCAGGCGGAGGCUUAUAAAUAUGUAAUGCCUUCAAAAAAACGAAUUAACAAUUUAUUACCAAAACUAAAAACUAAAGUUAAAAUGACAUAACACUUUUUUUCUGCUGUUUAAAUUUUUACAUAAAUAAACGUUUAAGAGUGGCUAAUUAAA
Molecule: messenger RNA, 2417 nt
Organism: Teleopsis dalmanni
Lineage: Eukaryota; Metazoa; Arthropoda; Insecta; Diptera; Diopsidae
Gene: Gpo1
Product: glycerol-3-phosphate dehydrogenase, mitochondrial
Exons: 10
Coding region: 104-2284 (726 amino acids)
Biological process (GO): glycerol-3-phosphate metabolic process
Cellular component (GO): mitochondrion; glycerol-3-phosphate dehydrogenase (FAD) complex
Molecular function (GO): glycerol-3-phosphate dehydrogenase (quinone) activity; calcium ion binding
Source: RefSeq, a predicted model, not a curated record